CAAAAUAACAGACAAAAGCAAAGGUAGCGCACAGGAUCCGAAAAGCAAAUAGCAAACUCAACUACUGAGAAGCAGAGAGUUGAGUCCCAAUAACUGUUAUUCAAAUGUCUGCAGCUUUACUUUCAUCGGCUCCGCUCUCUCCCAUUUCCGCUCCUUCCGAAUCCACUCGGUUCCUUCUUCCAUCUCACUUAAAGAACCGCAGGAGGCUGCAACCGAGUUCUUUGACUCGGUACCGACCCGGUCAGAAUUUGGGAACUUCUCGUCCUUUUACUCUUCGGUGCUCCUCAACUAUGCACCAAUCUUCAGCCCCUUCUUCGUGUUCCCAGUUGCAGGAUAGUCUAUUCUAUAGCAGAGCCUUUUGGGUUAGCAGAUCAAUAAUUGCAUGGAAUGUGGGUGCUGGAGAUGGUGAAUGUUAUUUAUACGCUAGUAAAAAUGCUGCAUUAUGUGUUGCUGAUGGUGAAAUUCAAGGCCAUGAUGUGAAAAUCAAACUUGAACGGACAAAUUAUGGACUUCCACAGCAGGUAGUUGAAAAAUUUCCUCAUAUUCGAGAUUAUACAGCAUUUGAAGUCCCUGCAACUCUGAACUGCCAAAGUUUAGUCAAGUGCCAAUUAGCUGUUGGUAUCUUCAAUUCUGAUGGAAAAUGUGCAAGUGCUACUGGAUUGCAGUUACCUGGUAUUCUUGAUGAGUUAUUCUCCUAUACCGGGCCCCUUGGUGCUGUUUUUGAUACUGAAGCUGUCUCUCUCUACCUUUGGGCACCAACUGCUCAAGAGGUGCGAGCUCUCAUUUAUAAGAGUCCAGCAGAGGCUGACCCAGUAGAAAUUGUCCAGCUCAAGGAGCUAAAUGGCGUUUGGAGUGUUAAGGGGAUACGGCAUUGGGAGGGCUGCUACUAUGUUUAUGAAGUGUCUGUUUACCAUCCUAGCACCUUGCGGAUUGAGAAAUGUGUGAGCAAUGAUCCAUAUGCCAGAGGUCUCUCUGCUGAUGGCAAGCGGACAUUAUUAGUUAAUCUUGAUUCUGAUGAUGUAAAACCUGAAGGAUGGGAUAAUCUACAAGAUGAGAAGCCAAAUCUUCUUUCCUUUUCCGAUAUCAGCCUAUAUGAGCUGCAUGUUAGAGAUUUCAGUGCCAAUGACCCUACUGUGCCUCAUGAAUUUCAGGGUGGUUAUCUUGCCUUCACAUUGCAGGACUCAGCUGGUGUCAAACAUUUGAAAAGAUUAUCAAGUGCUGGUAUCACUCAUGUCCAUCUGCUGCCAACCUUUCAAUUUGCUGGUGUCGAAGAUGAGAAACAUAAAUGGAAGCAUGUAGAUAUCGAGAAGCUCAACUCUUUUCCACCAGAUUCUGAGGAGCAGCAGGCUCUUAUCACAGCCAUCCAAAAUGAAGAUGGGUAUAAUUGGGGGUAUAAUCCUGUUCUUUGGGGAGUUCCAAAGGGAAGUUACGCUAGUAAUGCAAAUGGUCCUUGUCGUAUUAUUGAGUUUCGGAAAAUGGUACAGGCACUUAAUCGUAUUGGUCUACGUGUUGUAUCGGAUGUUGUUUACAAUCAUAUAAAUGCAAGUGGUCACUUUGAUGACUUCUCUGUUCUAGACAAGAUUGUUCCAGGUUACUAUCUAAGAAGAAAUGUUGAUGGUGGUAUUGAAAAUAGCACAUGCGUAAACAAUACUGCCAGUGAGCAUUUCAUGGUUGAGCGCUUAAUUCUUGACGACCUCAAGUGCUGGGCAGUUCAUUAUAAGAUUGAUGGAUUUCGGUUUGACCUGAUGGGUCAUAUAAUGAAGCGUACAAUGGUGAAGGCAAAGUCAUUGCUGAAUAGCUUGUCGAAAGAUAAAAAUGGCGUAGAUGGACCAAGUAUUUAUAUAUAUGGUGAAGGAUGGGAUUUUGGUGAAGUGGCAAACAGUGGACGUGGGAUAAAUGCAUCGCAAUUCAACCUUUUUGGAUCUGGAAUUGGGAGCUUCAAUGAUCGCAUUCGGGAUGCUCUGCUAGGUGGAUCACCUUUUGGUCAUCCUCUACACCAAGGUUUUGUAACUGGCCUUUAUUUGGAGCCUAAUGGUCAUGAUCUUGGUGAUAAAGCCAAUGUAGAACGUAUGCUUGCUGUGUCGAAGGAUCACAUUCAGGUUGGAAUGGCUGCAAACUUAAAGGAUUUUGUGCUAACUAACUGUGAUGGUGAAGAGGUGAAAGGAUCUGAAGUGUUAUUGCAUGAUAGGAAGCCAGUUGGAUAUGCUUCUUCUCCCGUUGAAACAGUUAACUAUGUGUCUGCUCAUGACAAUGAGACACUGUUCGACAUCAUUAGUCUUAAGACUCCAAAGGACAUUUCUGUGGAGGAGAGAUGCAGGAUGAACCACUUAGCGACCAGUGUAAUAGCUCUGUCUCAGGGAAUACCUUUUUUCCAUUCUGGAGAUGAAAUGCUGCGCUCAAAAUCAAUAGACCGUGAUUCUUACAAUUCCGGUGAUUGGUUCAACAGGCUGGAUUUUAGCUACAACUCUAACAACUGGGGUGUUGGUCUCCCUCCGAAAGAGAAGAAUGAAUGGAACUGGCCACUAAUCAAACCCAGACUAGCAGAUCCAUCCUACAAGCCUCAGAAAAGUCAUAUCCUUGCAGCUGUUGAAAAUUUUUCGAACCUUAUGCAAAUAAGAUACUCCUCACCACUCUUCCGGCUAAGGACGGCCAAUUCUAUCCAGGAAAGAGUACGAUUUCAUAAUACUGGUCCGUCGUGGAUUCCUGGUCUUAUAGUAAUGAGCAUUGAAGAUGGCCAUCAGGGAGUUCCAGGGCUUUCUCAAUUGGAUCCAAUUUAUUCCUAUAUAGUUGUCAUCAUUAAUCCCGGCCCGACUGAUGUCUCAUUUGCCAAUCCUGCACUAAGAGCAAGAUCUCUUCAAUUGCAUCCAAUACAGAUGAACUCAACUGAUGAUGUUGUUAAGAACUCAACAUAUGAUGCAUCCUCGGGUUGCUUUAAUGUGCCUGCCCGGACAACUUCUGUGUUUGUUGAACCUCGGUAAAAUAUGGUUUUUUUCAUCAUGAAAGGGAGAACCUGGUUCAGUGAGUUAAGCUUGUACAAAAAGCCUUCUGCUUAUUCAAAGUUGUACAUGAAUUGUACUUGUUAUGUUCAGUUCUAGAAAAUGGCCACGGAGGAUCAAGAAAUAAGUAAUAGGCUUAUGGUCGGACAUAUAUAGACAAUUUAGGAUCCGGGAGCAAUGGAAGGGAGAAAGGUUCAGUUAGAAGAAAUAUACCACAAAAAUGAUCCCAUUUUUCUGAUUAUUUAACAGGGAAGUAACCAGAAAGAUGAUUAGUCUUUUAAGUUGAUGAUCAGAGAGAAUUGCUAUGUCAAAUAUUUGUGUAAUACUGGUGUCUUAAAUAAAAUAUUUGUUUUUCUUGUUGUUUAAGUACCUUUUUUUUGGUGA
Molecule: messenger RNA, 3380 nt
Organism: Nicotiana attenuata
Lineage: Eukaryota; Viridiplantae; Streptophyta; Magnoliopsida; Solanales; Solanaceae
Product: pullulanase 1, chloroplastic
Exons: 28
Coding region: 105-2978 (957 amino acids)
Biological process (GO): carbohydrate metabolic process
Molecular function (GO): pullulanase activity
Source: RefSeq, a predicted model, not a curated record